Messenger RNA from Lathyrus sativus (Indian pea), 351 nucleotides. The record is from the annotation of a GenBank genome assembly. NCBI's taxonomy places the organism in Eukaryota, Viridiplantae, Streptophyta, Magnoliopsida, Fabales, Fabaceae.
AUGCGAAGCAGAGAUCAUACAGUCUCGGCAACUCACGGUGACAUGGACCAGAACACUAGGGAUAUCAUCAUGCGUGAGUUUCGGUCUGGCUCUUCUCGUGUUCUCAUUACCACUGACCUCCUGGCCCGUGGUAUUGAUGUGCAGCAAGUGUCUUUGGUUAUCAACUAUGGUCUCCCAACUCAACCUGAAAACUAUCUCCACCGCAUUGGUCGUAGUGGGCGAUUUGGAAGAAAAGGCGUUUCGAUAAACUUUGUGACAUUGGAUGAUGCUAGAAUGCUGGCUGAUAUCCAGAAAUUUUACAAUGUGACUAUAGAGGAGCUGCCAUCAAAUGUUGCUGACUUGCUCCGAUGA